GUGAGUGUGUAUGUGUGUGAGUUUGUAAGUAGAAGAAAAAAGCAAGGCUGAAGGUUCUGGCACACUUAGCAGGGUCAGUACAGUGUCGCAGCAUGACAGUGUGACUAGAUUUCCAUUUGGCUCUGCUACUUUCUAGUUUUAAAUGCCUGGCAAAUUAUCUACCUUUUGUGAGGCUCGCCUUCUGAUCUGUGGAAAGACCAUGUCAGCCAUGCUAGUUUUGUGGAACUGUUGAAGAGUAUAAAUGGGCUGAAGUACUUGGCAUGGUGAAGCCUCUAGAAAUGAGGCCAUUGUUGUCUUGAGUUAUAGAGUAGGUCAGGCAGAGACCCUGAUCCUGACUUGUGUGGAGGCAGGCCACUGUGCCUUUGAUGGCCCUCAGUGGAGGAAAUACCGUACUAUGUACUCCUUUUUUUGAGAUUGGCUAGAAAUUCCUAAAUCUGGAUUGGGUAAAGAAAAGACUUUCAAUACAAUCAAAUUUGAGCAAGCAAGAUGGAGAACACCAGGCCUCUGAAGGGAAACCUUUGAGGUAAGGACAAGGGGACAGUGUGUUGGUCUGCGAGUGGAUAAACCGACAGCUGACUUAUAAUGGUACAUGACCACCCUGUGUCCAUGAACAGGCUGCUCUCACCUCUGCCUCUCCGAAAGACACCACAUUAAUUGUGUUUCAUUCAAACCGCAAGAACAGAUGGUUCUGGCUCUAUUCUUGGGAGUUUUACUUUCUGCCUCUGUCAUGUGAUCUGGCCACCUUUGAAAGAGCUUUAGAAGUACCAUUUUUAAGGCACCGCCUCCUAGAAGAAGAAGAAUGUCUACAAAGUCCCCCUGAUCUAUAAAUGUUUUUCUUUCGAAUUUAAUCUUUUGUAAGCAAUAUACUUGACUGCCAUCAGUUUCUGAUAACGACUGUAAAGUCACAAGUGGAACUAACUGAAGGCAUUCGAUAGAUUUGAGAACUUUAGUUUCUAGAAUGAUCGCUGUCUCCACAGGUUCUGCAGAGGAGCACUGAAAGCAACUUGGGGCAGCACUUAGUAGUCCCUUCUUCACCCUGUGGUUCUGCAUCUGGCAGAGCAGAGGGGACCUGUCACUGUGACUUAGUGGCCCUCACUCAUUUUAGCUUGUCAAUAAUGAAAACGCUAAUCCCCAUAGUAUGCUUGAAUAAUUCCGUAUGUAGUUGUAGAUUAAUUGCGAUUCCUGGUUCUAAUGUUGCAAAUGGGGUAGGAAUUGGUCAUCCCAUUUUUAUUGAUCUAGUACCACAUUUUUUUGUUUUGUUUUGUUUUGGUUUGGUUUUUUGGUGAGAUUGUGACUCCAGGUGAGAAGACAGAGGCUCUGUGGUCAAGCUUGGUCCAUCGAUGUCACAUUGGCACCAGUUAUACACACUUAUAUGAGAGUAGGGGAGGAAGCAGAGUCAUGGGAAAAUUAACUCAUUUGGAGUUCAGAGUAUUUGGAGUUUUCCCUCUUCAACCACCCAGGGCCAUUUCUUAGCUGUCCUUGACAGCCUGUAAGUUAGGGUUGCAGGCUGAAUACAAUUUUUCAGAAUUCAGUAAUUGCAGACUCAUGGUUGUUCUCCAUGUAAUUUUUCCCCUACUUAGAUUCCAAUUUAAGAAAUGGGGAUAAAGCACACGAGCACACCAUUGGUUGGCACAUCUGUGGUGUUACCAUGGUUACAGUUUGGCAAGCUUUCCCAUUUAUUUCCCCCUACUGAUCUCUUGGACCCAACUGUGAGCUAAAUGGCUUGAUUUUAAGUUUGCCACUAUUUAGGAAGUAGGUCCAAAAUGACCAUAGUCUUUUAAAAACAGUGGGAAAAUCAUGUUUAUCUUUGCUUGAAAAAAAAAAAAAGAAAACUUGGUGUUGAUGUUCCAUUUUUAUGAAACUAGGAAAUCAGGAAUUUGGAAAGUUUAAAUGAUGUUUGGACCUAAAAAGAGGAUACAUCGCAAUUCACUGUACAUACCCAAUUAUAGAGUGUCAGAAAAUGAGGUCUAUUUCUGUGGCUAGUGUGCACUGUGUGUGCACUGUGUGUAUGCAUUUAUGGGUGUUUGUAUAUAUGUUCAUGUAUACCCACAUGCACAUGUGUUUAAGUGGAGGCCAGAGGUCCACCCUUGAUGUCAUUCUUCAGGUAAUGAAAAUGUAAGCUACAUUGGGACUUGGGGCUUACCAUUUAGGCUAGACUGACUGCCCAUAGAGCCCCAGGGAUCCACAGAUCUCCACCUCCUCAUUGAUGGGAUUACAAGCACGUGUCAACCCAUCUACCUUUCCUUGUGGGGUACUGGAGGUACAGUUCUGUUCCUCAUGCUUUCCUAAUAAGCACUUUGCCUACCGAGCUACCUCUCCUGCCUAUGAUAUUGUCUUUAACAUGAGUUGGCUAGGGUGAUGUAAGUUCGACAGUAGGCUUGAAACAGUGUGUCCCCACAUGUGUUUAUUUUGACACUUUGGCCCUAUGCCUGGGAAAGCUGAGAUCUUUGCCAAUGCCUUGUGUGAAUGGCUGAGGAAGCUCUGGUUUGGGAGAACCAAUCCUCCUUGAGUUGUAAUAGGAAAAAAUGUUCCUCUGAUCCGUUGCCUUCCAGAACUUCCAUUGACUGAUACUAACCUCAGCAUGUGGAAAGGUGACCUCGUGAGCAGGCGGGGAUGAAUUUCUGUUCUCCACAUUGUAGAUAUGUAUUGGUCAUUGGAAGUGAAGAACUGAAGUUUCUCUCAUCCCAAGUCAUCCUGACAUCUUUAGUGUCUAUGUUUCGGUGGCUGUCACAGCUCAGAACUCAGUCCUGUGCACACCAGCAACACACACAGUACCCUGUUGUGCCAAUAAUCAGAGGAACAACUGAACUUAACUUCCGCUCAGUCAUACUUGUAAAUACCAUGCUCCCUUCUCAUCCACUGCUGUGGUGACUGUUUUUACUCUUCAGCAGCUUCAUUGAGGUCUAACUCAGUACCAUCCACAUUGCCAUUUAAUGCCUAUUUGUGUCACAGCCAUCACUGUCCUUUUAUUUUUCUCUUUAUUGGAGAACUACUGUAGAAGGAAAAAGGUCAUCAUGGUAGGGACUUCAUUUAUAUAUAUGAUGAAAAUCACUCCCACUCCCUAGGACAAAAAUGAAUACAGACAAAGAGCUACAAGCAGGAGUUAGAAGUCUGGGUGUGAAGUGUGUAGAGGGUUGCUCUAACCAGCUCUGCAACCUUGCGCAGGUCCCAGAACCCCUCUGAUGCUCUUUAAAUGGAGGUAGUGGUCUGAGCUCAACUAGUGUCUCUGGAGGAGGGGAGGCCUAUAAGGCCUAACCUUGUAGGCAUCACCAACAUUCUGGCUUUGCAACACUUUACCUCACACUUAAGAACCAUGUAACCUAGUUGUGUUUGUAGGCAGGCAGGGCGCGCGCGCGCGCACACACACACACACACACACACACACACACACACACACACACACUAUCUCAUCAUGUCCCAAGUUACCAUUUUGUCUUGUGCCUCAUUUGUAUGUGUCCUGAAGCACACGCAGCCCAUUUCUCAGUCCCUGCUUUAGCCACACAAACCUCUUCCUGCCUCCAGCACACAUCUGCCUUCUUCUAUGUGUACACAUUGCAUUUGCUGGCCAGUUCUUUACUUUCAUUUUAAUUUUAAGGUCAGCCUAGAUGCCUCUUCUCCCAUGAAGUCCUGCCUCAUCUUCUCCACUGGGACAGGUGUCCUCCUCAUAUCUCCAAAGCACUCACCUUUUUACCUCGCCCUGAGCCUGCUAUGAUUCCUACUGCGUGUCCUCUUUGAAUCUGCUUUUGCUGAGCCCGGUCGUAUAUCUCCCUUAAUGACCCCUGCACCAUUAGCCUGGUACCUGGAUCGUAGGAUAACUAUUUGUUGACUGAAUGAACAAGGGAGAAAUGCAGAGGAAUGUUUGUUAUUUCCCUUGCUUUUCUUAUUUGGUUGUGCAGCCCUUAGAGGCUGCUCAGAAGUUUGCUCCCCUCAGAGAUGGCUGGUAAGGACUUCACUGGUGACUUGGCAGGUAAUCCGAGCCCAGAGUGACAGUCCCGAGCUUGGAGCUGUGCAGCCCUUUGCAGCGGCUCUUAAUUACAGUCUCUAUUGCUGCACCUCCCUCAAUGAUAGCCUUCCUGUCUUCCAGGAUGUGACAGCAUCUAAGAUUGUUGCUUUGGCGUGGCCACGUUCCUUGUGAGGAUAAAUGCCUUACCUGACAGGGCUUGUCAUUUGCAGUGCUGCCGCUGUCAAAGUGAGAUGCAAGAUGCAGCUCAGGGCUCAUUCAGCAGUGCCGCUUCUCUGGAAUGCUAAGUACACACACACACACACACACACACACACACACGCGCGCACACACACACGCACACACACACCUCCCAUGUCCUGCGGCUCUGCUCAUUUUCCCACACAGGCAAAUGUCUCCUGAAAGAGGAAGGGGACAUGGAGCCCAUUUAUGGAUUGGUCUUUUAUGUUGGUCCAGGUUCCCCUUGAUUCUGAGACCACUGUAACCUGCCUAAGAGGUAUUGAUUAUUAACUUAAAGGAAUUUACAAAGAGAUUAUAUGUGUUCGAUCUCCAAGACAUUUUAAAUCUGAUCUGAUAAGCGGGUGGCCCGGUCUUUAUUUAUAGAGGUGCCAUAUUCAGAGAUGGCUGACCAUCCGCCCACCCUGACCUUUUCCCGCCUUGUGUAUGGAGUCAUGUAUUACUUUAGGGACUCUCUGAACGCACUAGUCUUCUCUUCGGUACUAUUGUUUCCACUGUGGCUUAUCGGAAAUCAGCUGGUGCUGCCAUGUUCUUCAAUAGGUGGAGCUGAUGGUACCAUGGAGCGGGAGCAGGGACGCUGCUGCUCGAUGUAGCUUGUCUGUGGGAUGCGUGUCUGUGCUCAGGUUGUGCUUGAUGUUAAUGAAGUGGCUCCAAUUGGCGUGUGUAGAGAGCUGUGUAAGCAUCUGAGGACUGUCAUGACUGCUAUUCUCUAAUCAAAGUGCUGCCUAGAAUUAAAAGGGUUCUGUAGCUCUUCGCAGAGCCUCACCUGACUCAUAACACUGAUAGUCACCUAACUCGACUCUUCCUGUGACUCAGAUACUCUCCGGUGAUUUGUAUGGAUGCCCUGUCAUCUCUACCUCCAGUCUCGUCUAGGGUAUGUAGGCCCUCAUGGGCCUGGAGUAAAGGCAGACAGAUAUAUUCUCCUCUCUUCUCCUCUCUCCCCUCCCCCUUCCCCUCCCCUCCUAUCUCUGUAUGUAUGUAGUAGGUAGGUAUAUAUGUACGAAUGUAUGCAGCAUUCGUACAGAGCUAGGUGUAGAUACUUGGAUAUUGGUACCAGAAGUUGACCUUGUUUUGUGAGACAGGGCUAUGUGAGGAAGACCUGGUCUCAGCUUCAUUCAGGUUUGCUAUUUUGCUAUUCCGUAAACCCCAGGGAUCCACCCAUCUCUGCCUUCUCAGCAUUGGGUUUAUACUCCCGACUUUUUAAAAUUUGUUUUGUUUUGUUUUUAAACUCACACCCAUCUUUCUGUGUCAGAUUUCGGUGAUGUGGUGGGCACCCAGUACCACAGCUUGAGCUUUUUUUCAUUUUUUUUAAGUUAUUUUUAUUUUAUGUGUAUAAGUGUUGGCCUGCAUACAUGCAUGCCUGAUGCCCUCAGAGGCCAGAAGAGGGUGUGGGAUCCCGUAGAAAUGGAAUUAUAUUGUAUGCGUUUUACCACGAGAGCGCUAUGGACUGAGUCAUGGUCCCCAAGUGCAGCAAGUGUUCGUGCCUGCUGAGCCGUCUCUCCAGCCUCUAUUUUGUCUUUAUAUGUAAUUAUUUGUAUGCAGGGUGCAGGCAUUUAAACUACCCAGCUUGACUGUUACAACCAGGUCUUAGGCAAGAGCAGGGUGCAGUGUGAGUGCCGAGUCAUCUCUCUAGCUCCACUCUUUAUGUGGGUGGUGUGGUCUGACCCCAGACCUUCAUGCUUGGACAGUGAGCCCUUUCCUGGCUGGUCCUUCUUCCUAGCCCCCAAGGUGUUGGCCGCCCGCAGUGUGGUAAGAGUUUGUUUUCCUCCUGUCUUCCCUCUUUACUGUACCUUCUACACGCAGCAUCGACGUUUCCCCACGGGUCCUCGGCCGUCUGUAGUCUGCUUCCGGCCUGCCUACCUCUACCCUUAGGGCGUAGUAGGUACACCCUGCCUGCUGUUUUCAUGAAAACGUAUUUGUUCUACAUCACAGAUUUCCUUAAAGGAUUCUAGAUCUAGAGCAAAUAUGAAAGGUUCCUUCUGUGGCAUAGGCUUUCCCAUCCCACACGCUGUGUUCCUGUAGCUUGUAUUCUGGAAUAUGGCAACGCUUGCGUAAUGGAGAGUUUAAACAGUGAAGAGCUCUUACCCCUUGGACUGCGUUACAUGUUUUCUCACACGCCACGCGGUGCUGAGAGAAGGCAGUGUCAGCACUAGUUGCUCAGGCCUGGGCUUUUUCUCUCUGCAGUUUCAGUUGUCAUAGUCCCUGUCACCUAUUAAUUAAAGUAGAACCCUCACACAGUCACACAGUAGUCCAGGUAAGAAAUUCUCAACCUAACUUUAAAAGCAUGGACUGGGGGGAGGGGGACCUGUUUCUCGAAUGCAUAUAAUUUGGGAUUAGGAGAGUGGGGUCAGAGUAGGUGAGGUGGGUCACUUGGUAGGAUGGCGCCCAGCGUUCAGAGAGCAUCACACUCUCGCCCCAGUACUGCGAGCCGUCCAGCCGGGCGAUGCCAUAGGCAGUUUCGCACCAGCUAGGCUUUCAUGAGACCCUGCCAUUCCCCGCAGAAAAGUCUGGCGUCCUAUGACUCUUAAGUCCUUUUUCAUCUGAUGGCAAACUGAAGAGACAGGGCAGUCUUUCGUUGUGCUGGACCAUCAUUCACUCCAUGCCUCUUUCUUUCUUUCUUUCUUUCUUUCUUUCUUUCUUUCUUUUUUUUUUUUUUUUUUUUUUUUUGGAGCUGGGGACCGAACCCAGGGCCUUGCGCUUGCUAGGCAAGCGCUCUACCACUGAGCCAAAUCCCCAACCCCAUGCCUGUUUCUUCUUGCCAGUCAAGAAUUAAGUUCCAGUGAGUCAUGAGAAUAGCAGGCUACUCCUGGCUGGGGUGGCCCAUUUCUCCCGGGCUCUGCCUGUUUCUGGGAAUCACCUGCUCACGGUGGCUUCACAGUGUGAGCUUGAUAGGUCCAGGGCCACCAAAAAGAUACUGACUUCAGGAUCCAAGCUGGCAAAGGGUGACUCAUCUUACUUCAUUGUAAUUUAUUGACGAGCUGAGUGCUAGCAAAACUCCAACGCUAUUUCCUGCAAUGUACGUUUAUUAGUAAUAAACCUGACAUUGCUUACAGGAAUUGUUUUGUUCUGGACUGUGAUGGUGACUUUUAAUGAUGCUAUGAAACACACACACAUAAACAUUAUACACAUAUAUGUUCUUACUUAUUUCUUUUUUCUCAUCUUAUAUAUUCUAAUGGGUUCUCUCCUUGAAGUUCAUCAAGACUGGCUUUCAUUUUAACUCUUAAGAAGGACUCUGAAGAGCAGUAUGGUAGGCAGUACACACCUUUAAUAACGGCACUCCAGGAAGAGGCAGUUGGAUCUCUGAGUUUGAGCCCAGCUUGGUCUUACAUAGCAACUUUCGGGUUAGCCAAGGUGACAAAAUGAGACACUGUCUUGAAAUUUAAAAACAAAAACAAAAACAAAAAAAAAAAAGUCUACUCUGAAAGUCUAAAUUCUACAUUUGAUUGGCAGCUGUCAUUUAUCCACUGGUUCCAGUGGAGUCUGAGGACCAAACUGUUGUCCCUCUAUUUGCUGACAGUGGAGAUGGUAGGAAUGGCUGUCUUUACCAUGACUAUAAAGGGAGGGCUGCUGCCAUGCUUUACAACUGAAAAUUUACUGAUGAAAAGAAAGCAACUAAUUGGGCUUAUUAAGUGCAAUCAGUAUGUCAGGAGUUACACAAAACAUUUUGCCUACACUUUUGCCUUUAAUCCUUCUUUUUUGGUUUGUUUUUCUUUGGGACAGAGUCUAACUAUGUAGUCCUGGCUGGCCUGAAACUCUCCUUCCAUCGUGUCUCUGUCUCUGUCUCUGUCUCUGCUUGCCUGUCUGCCUGUCUGUCUAUAUGUACUCUCUUUCUUUGUGUGUAUGUGUAUUCAUGUUCUCUCUCUCUCUCUCUCUCUCUCUCUCUCUCUCUCUCUCUCUGUGUGUGUGUGUGUGUGUGUGUGUGUGUCUCUGUGUGUCUGUGUCUGUGUCUGUGUCUGUGUAUCUGUGUGUGGUUUAACCUUUAAGCUGGUUUCUUUAGCAACUGGUAUGGUAACUGACAGAAGAGCAUCACCACAAAGGUGUGUCUGACCUCAAACCACCUUUCAGAUUCCACUCUGCUCUCCUGGUGGCCCUCACUGCCGUUUUUUUGUUUGUUUGUUUGUUUGUUUUUGUUUUGUUUUUGUCUGUCAUUGUUACAAGGAGAUGUUGACUCUCUGGGGCUUUGAAGGACCUGAGAGGCCAGUAGCUCUUCCAGUUAGCAGUUUCUUUUUAUGCUGUGUAGGGCUAUACCACUCCCUCUUCCCAUGAUAUGUGUCAAGUGUAUUCAAGGAUAGCUGUGAAAUGUCCCAGCCUAACACAAAAUCAUAAACUUUUACCCUGUUUUGCCUUUUCUUUUGUAAUUCAUUUGCACUUAAGCAUGAACUUUGUACACAAUAAUGUUGUUUUGCAAUGUGAGAACUUUACAUGGGCCUUCUAUCUGAAGGUUUUCCAUUGAGGUCUGUCCUGCUCCCUACUGACAUGAAUUUCCAAAUUUACCACCACUGCUUGUUUAAAGUUCUCUUUAGCUUCGGCUAGAAAUACAAAGGAAGAACAUCACUCAUAGGUAGAGGUACCAACAUCUAAAUCCGGCGAGAGUUUGGUCCUGUGACAAAGAAGCAGAUGAGAGGUGGCCACUUUCCUUGGUUUCAAGCUUAAGAUGAGAUAAUAUAGUUUGUUAUUUUAUAUAUUUUUAGUGCAGAUAGAAGACAAUUUAUGUCAGUGGUCCCUACAGGUACCCAUUUUAUUAAUGAUUAAACUCAAGCACAAAUCUGGGUGGGUGGGUGGGUGGUUUGGGUUGGUUGGUUGGUGUGUUGGUUGGGUGGGUGGGUUGUUUGGGUUGGUUGGUUGGUUAGUGUGGUGGUUGGUUUUUCAAGACAGAGUUUCUCUGAGUGGCCCUGGCCAUUAUGGAACGGCCUUGAACUCCUGAGAUCUGCCUGUCUCUUCUCCUGAGUGCUGGGAUGAAAGGUGUACAUCACCAUGCCUGACCCCAAAUCCAGGUUCAACCACCAUUGAGUCCACGCUCUGCUCUUACUGCUCUGCCCGCCGAUGCUUAAAGAUCACAUUUAAAAUUUAUAUACUGAAUCUUAAAACUUCUUCUCUUAAUAACAUAUGGAUUAGUCCUUGGCUGAGUCCGGCAUACUAAUAUAUCUAUUUGGCAGCCAUGUUAAUUUAUUUAAUUGCUUAAUAAUUUCAGCUGACAUUUCCCAUCAACAUUUGUUGCAAUUAAAGAGCAAUUUUUGAAGGUGCAUGAGUGUUUCCGUUGUGUCCUUGCCACCCAUUAUGUAAGAGAAAUUCCUACUAUUUUUUUAGUUUUUCAAAAAGAAUAUUUAAGUCCAGAGAAUUAAAUAAAAUGUAUCUCAGAAAUUGUCCUGGCAUCAAGUGUGUUCAGUGAAAAUAGGGUGGGGGUGUGGCUCGGUUAGUUGAGUGCUCUCUUUACAUUCGUGAGGACCUCACCCCCCACUCAACCUUCUUGGGUUUGAUCUCUAUCACCACAUAAAACAGGGCAUGGGGAUUGUAUUAGAGUCCUCUAGAGGAUCAGAGUCCAUCAGAUUAGUCUGAUAUUAAUAUAUAUUGUAUUUGUAUACUUAUACAAAUAUACACAUAUACAUGUGUAUGAUAUAUAUGUUCAACAGUGACUCUUUGUACUCUGGAGAGCCUACAGCUGCUGUAUACAGACUAUAGCUGCUCAGUUCAUAGACUGGAUGGAUGCUCCACUGGUCUCAACCUGGUGCUCAAGGCCUGGCGAGGCACUGGUGUCCAUAUUGGGAUAUUGGCGCCUAUUGGAAGCUAAGAAGGCUGGGUUCUGUUGUUACCAAAGGAUGGUGGCAGCAGCAGCAGCAGCAGCAGCAGCAGCAGCAGCAGCAGCAGCAGCAGCAAUAGCAUAGAUGCACUUAGCAGCAUUCAGCCCAGGGAGCUCUGCUUUUUCCUUUUUAGCUUGCCCUCCUGGAAUGGACUGUCCCUCUGAGGGAUGAACUAUCCCUUGCUAAUCCUUCAUAAAUAACCUUCUCAGACCUCCUCAGAGGUUGGACUUUUGGUUGAUCCUAGAUUCAUUGGCAGUGACACCCAAGAUUAACCAUACUGGGGUACCCUUUGUGCCCAGCACUUAGUUGGUGGAGAUAGGAGAAUGAAAUGUUUAAGGCCAUUCCCAGUUAUGUAGGGAGGUUGAGGCUCUCCUGGAUUGCAUGAGACUCCAUCUACAAAACAAGAUAAAACCAAACCUCACAGACCCACCACCACCCCCCCCUUUUUUUUCUAGUCCUUUUGGUGGAUUCUGAGCAUUUUUUAAAGUCCAGGUAAGAAGACAUUUCCUCUUGUCAUUGGAUUGUCUUACUAAAGACCAUGACAAAAUGGGGGGUUUGAGAGAUGACUUGGCAGUCGAGCACUGUGUGCUCUUUCUCUGGGUUUGGUUCCCACACAGAUCAGGGAGGAUGAACUGUAACUCCUGUUCCAGGGCACCUGAUAUGCGCUUCUGGCCUCUGUGAACCUCUCCAUCCUCAUGGUAUGCGCGCACAUGAGUACACACACAUACACACACACACACACACACACACACACACACACACACACACACACACACCAAAUAGUUUACUCUUGAUUUACUAAAGAUAAAAACAAACUUGCCUAAACACAUGAUAGAUAUGCUCAUGCUUAUCUGCAUAAUGGUUUAAAUCUUUGCUGAAUAUUUGACCGUGUGGGACAUAGAGUUCUUGAGUGUCUUUGAGAGUUGAUCCGUAGCUUGGCAGUACCAUGGUGAGUGCUGGAAUGCUGCUUUACACAGGUGCAUAGCACCAGACAGCAGAGGUAUAUUUACAGCCAUUUUAGAAAAGUUUGAAACUCCAAGCUUGGUACAAACCAAAAUUCACUGAGCCAGUUUUUUAAAAUGCAAUUCAAGUCAGCAGCUCAGACAGUGAUUUUAAGAAUCAAACAAUUUAAUACAGUAUCAUCCAAAGAUAAGCCAAUUUGAUAACAUGCUGAGGAAUGACAGUAGGGGAAAUUUUAAAGGCUUUCUGUUUUGCAUAGCUAAAUUAUGUUCCUCUAAGAGCAGAAGACUUCAGGAGAACAGUAAAAGUGCUGUGAUGUAUAACCUAUGGCGCAGGUAGCUGAGCCUAGAUCCUGUAGAUGGUGUUGCUGAUGCUACAGGGGGUAGCGUGCUCAGUGCAAGUCACCCUUCAGGACAGGGCAGUAAAGUCACAGAUUGAGAAGAGUAAGAACAAUGACAGACACAAAUACCUCAGGACGCGUUCGUGCUGGGGUCUAAUUGUUGGUCAUUUCACAUUCAGAUCCCUCUUACUAUUGCCAGACAUUUCGUAUCCCCCACGUUCAGUUGUAAGAUGCUUUAUGGAUUUCAGCACACACUUUUAGAAACUGUUAAGCUGGCAAGAUGGCUCAGCAAAUGAGCGCACUUGCAAUGAAAGCCUGGUGACCCGAGUUCAAUCCCUGGGUACAAUAGUGGAAGGAAAAACUUCUGAAGGUUUUCCUUUGACUUCUUCAUGCACGGCGUGGCACAGGAUCGUCGGCACUCACCACAGCUUGUUCUCUCUCUCUCACUCUCUCUCUCUCUCUCUCUCUCUCUCUCUCUCUCUCUGCACACACACACACACACACACACACACACACACACACAGAGAGAGAGAGAGAGAGAGGAGAGAGAGAGAGAGAGACUCUGAGGUGAAAUGCUCAAUGUGCUUUUAUUAAAUUUAGACUAGAAAACGUCUGUUAUUCCAUUGCAAUUAUAAUAUGAACAAAAUGGUCAUAUUGAUGAAUGGCAUACUGCAUUUAAAAUUAGGCCAUUAACUUGUGAAGGUAGCAGGGCAACACCAUAAAUGAACCCUUUAGUAAUCUCCAAGAAGGAUCCUCCCUCCACAUACAAUUAACUGGUUACCACUUCAGUCUGGAAACGUGCACCGAAGUAUACGGCCAGGGUGAAUAUACAGCUAAUGUCGGUUCUUCACAAACAUCAAAAGCAACUGAACAUAUAUUGCCUGGUCAGAGAGGGAGAAAGAGAGUAACAGGCUAGCAGGCAGGAAUGUUAGCAGUGGGUGAGGCUGGGACAGGUCAUGUGACAGACUGCCUUUUAUCCUUUUUAUCCCUUUGAUUUCUUUAAAUUAUGAGGUACUGCCAGAUAAGUAUUAUUAAAAGGAAACCAACCCAGACCCAAAAGAGAUAAGUUAACCAAUUAUUGUUUAGGAGAAAAGGAAUGUAUGUCUUCACCCGUGGAGCGCUCUUCCUAUAUCAGUGCCUUUAGCCUAAAGCUGAGAUUUGCUGAGCAGCCCAUUGGAUCAUGAAGUCGAGACCGUCCUGAGGGGUGUGCGUUGGGGGAAAACAAAAAUCUCUUGUGGAAAAGCGAAUGUAUGCUGUUUUAAUUACAGCAUGUCAUGCCGUUAUUGCAGAACCCUAUGAAGUUAGGCAUGUCUGUUAUACUGGUACUGUCUUAUCGGUCAGGAAGAGGCUGGUUGACUUUCUUUUGUGAAAUAGAACUGAAACACCAGCGCUCGAUUUUCAGUCAAAAUUCUAUAGCUUUUUUGUUGUUGUUGUUGUUGUUGUUGUUGUUUGUUUUUUUAGACUAUGAGUAUAAUAGUUGUAUGUAUUCUUAUCUCGAAAAUAAGUUAGGAGUAAUCAUUUCUAGUAAAUUCUAAGGAUCCGCUAAUGGGAUCUAGAUGACUGUAAACGUAUCCGUAGAAUGAUAAUUAUUUACAGGCAUAUGCUGAGGGCUUCAUAGGCCAGGUUUAAAUCCACUGUAGUGUAAUCAUCUCAUCAUCAUAUAACAGGGUGCAGUUAUUCUCAAGGUUAAAUAAGUUCAAAAUCUCAUUACCUCUCAGUCAUAGAUCUGUACUGUGUUACUCCAUGAGAUCCACUCUUAAUCAGAGAGUGAUAGUGCCUAGAGAGAGAGUGUUUUUAAAAGAAAAAGAAUUGGUAAUUCAGUACGGCCUUCUUCCUGGUAGGCUUGUGUUUUAUUAUUCUCUGUUAAUUAGGUUGUAGUCUUAGAAUCCCAUGAAAGGCACCGUGGUGCUCAAAUCCAAGGGCUGCUAUUCCGUCAUCUGCGAUUUAUGCCCUUGAGGGACCGUAUAGCCUUACGCAAUAGCCCAGUUCUAACAGUGGGUUCUUUGCUAGACACACAGUUUGAGAGGGAGUGGAAUAAAACUGCUACUCGUUUUGGAAGUGUGUAUCCCGAAGAGGCUUCCUAAAUAUUGCAACACAGUGUGUUAUCCAGGCGAUAUCUGCUACAGAUUUAGCAGAAACCCAAUCCAAAAGAGUUCUUCAUUCUUCUUCCUUCUUAAUUCAUUCUUUACAGUUUCAAAUUUAAACAUGAUCUUGGGUCUGAACCUGAGAUACUUCCAGAUCUGUGGCUCCCACAGUGUGACAAGCAGGGAAGUAAACACAGAAACCUGAUCAGCUAGUUUAGCAGACUCAAGGGCGAAUGCCACCCAAAACAGAGGAAGGCCUUGGUUCAGUCUUGGUCUAGAUCACCUUUUUCCACACUGUGAGAUUACUGUGGGCAGAUUGGGUUUACUGUUGGCGCCUGUGGGAACAUGUUUCCUGAUCUUUCUUAUCAUUAGAAAUCCAUCAAUGGUUUUUCCAAAUACCACCUGCUUCCCAUCUAGCCAACCACACGUAGAACAUGUAAUAAAACAAACAAACACCUGGCAGCCGUCUGUACUGGGCCUCCUUCUCCGCUCCUUGUCUGAUCCAUGUAAAUAGCUUCAGUUGCAGGCUUCCACAUCUUUGAGCUUAGUCACUCUGCCAUGCUUUCUGCAUGGUGAUGGACUAAAACCCUCUGAAACUGGGAGCCAAAAGAAGUUUGUCCUUUGUUUCUGUGAGAUAUUUUGCACCAGUGACACAAAUUAAUUAAUGAACUACCAGGAUUGACCCUUAAUGAGCAGUGACUAUCCACCCCGAUUUCUCAAUUAGAAUAUCCAUUUAUUCAGCCUAUAUCUGCUCAUUCCUCUGCCUCCGGGGGAAAAUUUCUACUGAACAGCAGCACCCAGCAGAUGAAUGUGUUGGGUGCUCAGCGUUAGAGAUAAGCUGGGUAAAUUUCCUGCUUUCAGAGAGUUUGCUGUGUAGUAAGGAAGGCAAGAAGAGUGCGGGAGAUAACCUCCGUAAGCCCAGUGGGUCAGUGUGACAUGGGUUGCCACAUAAUUAACCAAAGAGAUGCAGGGACAAGCAGUGGAGGAGCCGGGAACUGUCUAUGUCCACCCUGUGACUGUGAGCUAAUAGACCCACCCAUUAGUGCCUUGUAUGCUGUUUAGUACAUCAUCAUGUUGUCUGUAGGUCUAUGUGAAAAGGAUGUUAAAGCCUUGUGUAGUGGUGCAUGCCUUUAAUACCAGCACUUGAAGGAUCUCUGAUUUCUCGGCCAUCAUGGACAUAGAAAAAAAUUUUUUUUAACUUGAGGCCCAUAAUGAGGGAGACUUUAGACAAAUGACCUUGGCCCUACCUGUCCUGGCUAACCCAUGACAGUAAUGACAUUCUUCCCAGCUUCAGGCUCAGCUUUGGUCGCUUGUUAGGAGCAAGAGUUUGUGAUAGCCUCAGGCCUUUCUCAGGGCUUGGCCUUGAAGCCCCCUGUUCUUUACUCUCAAGCCACCUAUCUCUUCUACAUUUGACUUAGGUAGAGUUGAGAUUUUCCGCCCUUUCCUGCACUGUUAGGAGUGGCCCAUUCUGUUGUCUUAGGAGUUCCAUUUGAAAAGUGAGACAAGUUUUGGUUAGACUGGAAUUGAAGUUAUUUUUAAGGUCCCUUGCUGGUAACCAGUGGGGAUUUAUUCCCCUGGUUUCUGUAUGUAAAUGUGUUUGGUGUUAGGGACAGGGCCAUUAAAUCCUUACAGCCUAUGAGAGCUGCAGCGUUUGUAUUCUCCGUUUCCUCUGGUGAUUUUAAAGAUAUAUAUGCCUUGUUUUCAUCUCUAAUUGGUUUUACAUAGCUUCAGCUCCACUUAAUUAGGACUUGCGAGAGAAACACCACAUCUGUUUCAGUAGAAUUUUGCAAGAAAACCUUGCUUGAGUGGUAGAUGAAAUGUUCUUCAGUUGUGUGGUAGGACUUAAAAUGAGACGUACAUACAUACGUACGUGUGUGUGUGUGUGUGUGUGUGUGUGUGUGUGUGUGUGUGAGAGAGAGAGAGAGAGAGAGUGUGUGUGUGUGUGUGUGUGUGAGAGAGUGUGUGUGUGUGUGAGAGAGAGUGUGUGUGUGUGUGUGUGAGAGAGAGUGUGUGUGCGUGUGUGUGAGAGAGAGAGAGAAAGAGAGUGUGUGUGUGUGUGUGCGUGUGUGUGUAAGAGAGAGAAAGAGAGAGAGAAUGUGUGUGUGUGUGUGUGAGAAAGAGAAAGAGAGGGGGGAGAGAGAGAAUGUGUGUGUGUGCGUGUGUGUGUGUGAGAGAGAGAAAGAGAGAGAGAAUGUGUGUGUGUGUGUAUGUGCGCAUGCGUGUUACCUUGUAUGUAUUGAUUCUUCUCCCUCCAUGCGUUCCAGGGACUGACUGAGGUCUUCAGGCUUCCAGGCAUGUGUCUUGACUCUGCUGAGGCGUCUAGCCAGCCCCAGUUCUGUCAUCUCUUACUAACGUUGCUCUUUUGAAAUGCAUCCAUGUGCCUGAGUGUAACAGUAGUCUCGUUUUUCCCCACUGGAUAGUUCUCAUCGUAUGGAUAGACGGCCAUCCUUCCCGCUGGUUUCACUGGGCUCCAGCUUUUAGCUCUUCCUGUAUGUGUUUUUAUAUGACUGGACACGUCUGCACAAUACAAUACCUGGAGGAGGGUUGCUGGUCAAAGUGAAGACAUAAAUCUGGUAGUGGUAGAUGUUGUCAGAACACAUCCAGAGUGGCUAUAGCUUUUACUGUGCACCUACGUGGAGCUCGGGUCACACCUCAUUGUCAGAAUCAUUACCUACUGUUGGUUUUAUAAAAUAAAUAUUUUUGUCAUCUUAGUGGGAUACAGCAGUGUCUCUUUUGCAUUCUUGCUGAUACAAAAUGACGUUGAGCACCAUGUCCAGGUGUUUGUUUCUAUUUUCCUUGUAGAUUAUCUCUUUUCCAAAGCUGUAGCAGGAGUUCAGUCUUCCACUUCGUCUCUGAGUUUGGACGGACUGUAGAGUGAGUGCAGAGACAUCCUUGGCAUCGUAACAAAACUGCUAAUCCAGCCGGGUGAGAAUAAGACCAGUACCACAGUUGUCGAGCUAAAUUUGAAGCACGUUUUAUUAAAUACUGUCCAGGACAAUGGCUAUUGGCCAGGUUCAUACCCAGGAUCCUCAGAGAAUGGCUCCAGAUCUAUGAGUCAUGGACUUACUAAGGCAAACCCCACUAGGCUACAUACUUCCUACCCUCCUCCAGUUGGGGCAAGCGUACAUCUUGAUAUACUUCCUGCUGUGAAUCUUCUGCCUCCAUGUGAUCAAGAACAUUCUGUGCAGUUGAGGCACACACGGCUUGUUAUCCUCCAUCAGAGGUUCUCAACCUGUAGGUCAUGACCCGUAUGAGGGGAAGAUUAAUAAAUCUGUGGGGAAGUUUAAUAAAUCUUUUACAUGGGUCGCCUAAGACAAUUGGAAAACACAGAUAUUUACAUUAUGAUUCAUAACAGUAGCAAAACCGUAUUUAUGAAGUGGCCAUGAAAAUGGUUUUAUAGUCGGGAGUCACCACAGUGUGAGGGACUGUAUGUAAAAGACUGCAGCAUUAGAAAGGUUGAGAACCACUGUCUUAUAUGAACAAUUGCCCCUAGCAUCCCUAGAAGUUAUCUGUCCUUGCACAAGUGGGGCUUACAGGUUAGAAACAUUUCGGUUUUAUAGAUCUCUUAAGCACAGUAAUUUAAACUUAAACCAUAACUUUAGCCAUCACAAGACCUGUCUUUAAAGAAAAAAAAAGGCAUUAAAUAGUAGAUCAAAAAUCAAGCAUUAGAAACUUCACUUGGGUCUAAGGAAGAGGCUCAUUGGGUAAAGAGCUUGCCUUUUAAGCACAGAACUUGAGUUUGAUCUACAGAACCCAUGUAAAAGUGUCUGGAUGUGGUAGCUUAGAUUUAUAAUCUCAGUGCAUCAGAGACUGGCAGAUUCCCAGAUUCCCAGUCAUUCACUGGUCUGCUUAGUGAGUUUCAGACUCAGUGAGUGACUUUGUCUCAUUAAAAACAAGAUAUGAUGGCCCUUGAGGAAUGAUACAGCUUGAGGUUGUCUUUUCCCCCUACAUGCUUGCAUGCACAUUCAUACAUAGCAUAUGCACAUACACAGACACGCAAGCACAUACAUACUUAAAGGAAACCUUAUGGAAUGGGUCCAGUCCUGCCUACUGUAUAGGUGGGCCGCAGUAAGAGGGGGAAGUGUAACGCGAUCACCAAGUACCAAGCAGUGAGCACUCUGUUCCAGGCCUGGAAGAAGGCACAGGAGAAUAACAUCUAAAUUAAGAAAAUCUAUUCUUGUAUCAGGGGUCAGAUUCAUUAAGACAUUGUAACGGCUUUCCCUUUCUCUUUGUGUGUGCCCUCACCUGCCUUCUAUUCUUCUGCAGAACAAAAAGAGAAUGGUCACAUGCAUAAUACAUAUGGGGCUAAAGCGUCUGAUUUGUUACAAAGGCACACUGGAGGUCAUAUCGGUUCUCCUAAGAAAUUUGUCUUUGCAAGGGAGACAGAUGUGUAGUAAAAGUGAGUUUCUUUUUAGACUCCACUAAGAUAAAAUGUAAAUGUACCACUCAAUUAGAGAUGUCUCCCUGCCCCGCUAAGGGGCAGGAGGGAAAGGCCUGGGCUUUGUCUCUCAUUCAUUCUCCCUCCUUUGUUACUGAGCUCCUCAGAGAUUCAGGUUGUUCAUUUUAUGAAGUAGAGGGAGCAACACCUUCCUUGUAGCCUUGCAAGGCUUUGCUCAGUGCCUGGCCCCAGUCAGGAAGCACUCUAUUGGGAGCUGCUGUCAUGGGUGAUGCUCAUGGGAGAGUGCUGGUGCUGAUGAAGAUGAUGAAGGGGCCUCUUUGGCUCAGAGGGACCGGGAACCCUGUGAGGCACAUCAGGAAGGGCAGUUUUCCCCACGUAUCCCUUUGCAAAUCAGGCUCAGGGCUAGCCCUGACCUCCCAGAUGAAUUACAUGAGUUUUGUUGUUCUGUUCCGAUGUACGUGUUUGGAAGUGUGUGUUAACCAGGCUGUGGUGGUACAUGCCUUUAAUAGCAUUUCUCAAGGAAGAAACUGAAGAAUCUCCAAGUUCUAGGCCAGCCCAUAGACUGCAUUCCCUGGACAGCCAGGGACUUACAGAGAAACCUUGUCUUGAGAUGGGCUGGGGUGGGAGGCGUAUAUUUAAAUAAGAAUAAAAUCACAGUGAUUUAAGAAGGUACUGGGAUUUAGUUCAGAAAACUUCCAUCAUCCUGGCUGUGGAAUACUGUUAAGGUUAUUAGUAAAUGCAAAUUUCAAAUGUGGCCUCAUAACCCCUCCACCAUCGGAUGUCGGUACUUGGAUAAGUUGCUUCCCUUGGGAUUCCUAUGUUCUUUUCUCUUCUUUUCUCUUCUUUUCUCUUUUCUUUUCCUUCCUUCCUUCCUUCCUUCCUUCCUUCCCUCCCUCCCUCCCUCCCUCCCUCCCUCCCUCCCUCCUUCCUUCCUUCCUUCCUUCCUUCCUUCCUUCCUUUUUUUUUACUUAGACUUAUAGAGAGGACUGAGAGACAUAACAUGGAAAUAUGACCUGGUACACAGUUGGUGGCCAUGUUGCUGAGAUAAAUCCAUGCUGAUGGGUAGUGUCAAGUUUAAUGAUACUUCUUUAAGAGCACAGUUGACUGUUACAAAGGAAAGUGUGUGUUUUAAGCACACCUACCAGACCAUGUAGCCUUGCUCAGCCUUGUCUGUGUGUUGUGGCUAUAAGCAGGCUCUGGUUCUAUAAUUCUGUCACCAAAUGUUUCACGCUCUUUAGAGCAGUUGCAACUGAGAUAAAUCUGCUGUAUAACUAGCCUACCAUUGAGCGAUCUAUAAUUUACUGGCAUAAAACACACUAACCUGCACAUUAAAUGGUAAGUGUGAUGUAGCCUUAUUUUUUUUCUCUCUCCCCCUCAUUAACUAUAAAGCCUUUAAGCAUGCUUUCAAGAUAGGUCAGGCAGUGCAAAGGGGUCCUGGUUGGCCUCGUGGGCUUUUACUUUUGUUGCUAUUUCUUGAGCUGUCUGAAAUGAAUGGCUGGCUGUCUGAAGGCAGGUGAGCGUUUUUUUUUGCAGUAGUGCAAAGCCCCCAUGAAGCACACCCAUGUUGCACACCCAUGUUGCACAGCAUCUCCCCUAGCAAAUGCACAUCUCUGCUUCCUAUCCUCUUUAGUUACUCACUGUAACAGCUUUUCUUCAGGACUUCGCAUGGGUGUUCUAUGAGAAGGCCAUAAUGUACCACACACAUGUAAAACGUUCAUACGUCAUGUCCCCUGUUCUCCUGUGUUCCGAACCCAGUGAGAGCCACAGCGAAGAAGACCAAAAGGUGACAAGAAAAGGCUUAAGGAAGGUUACAGUGUUGAGACGAAAAAGUAUGACCUUGUAAAAUAGCUCAUCUAUCGUGAGGCCCUAUAAACAAUGAUCCCACUCUGACAGCACCCUGCUCAGUACAAGUUUGGACCUUCUGGAACUUUUAUCGUUGAUGGCGCCAUUGUAGAAUGUUUUUUCCCCAUUUGCUAUAUGAUUCCCCAGCUGACUUAGGAGAGCCUCUGAAUUGUCCAUGAGAUUGCUUUCUCUAAGGGUGGAGGGAUCACUUCCUCACGUGUUUGUGGUAAUUCAAGUCAAAAUCCAGGUGGAAAACCUCAAUUCAAGCUGUUACAUUUUCUUCCCUUUUUACUUAUUGUGUAAGUCAGAGGUUCUCGUCGGGAAAACGGGCCUCUGUGGACCCGUAUGUAACUGCGAAGUGAUUUAUCGUUUGCCUUUGAAGUUACAUGAAAGUCGUCAUAUUCCAUAUGCAGGAGGAAACACCAGCAGUGAUUUCCCAUCACCUCUUGGUUAUAAAUUGACAUAAUUAUCAGGUCCUUUGACUAACUUAAAAAGCAUCAGAUAAGUUGGAGUUCUUUUGUUUGGCUUCUCUUUCUACAGCAAUAUCUCUUACCUCCUAAAUGAGCAUUAUAGACUCACCUUAGGAGAAAAUCAGCCUCCUUUCCUGGCACAACUUUGCUGCAGAAUCCAAGCAGGUGUACUUAAAAAUUGUGCCCUUAGCAAGGGGACUCAUUUGGAUCAGUGGCUCCUGUGUCCUAUAAAACCAGUACUUCUUGAUUUGUAGAUAUGUUUUCCCACAUUUGGGAGUAUAGAAACAUGGAUGUAUAUAUGUAAUGUUAAAGUUUUCUUUUUUUCAUUGAGAAUUUUAUUAAAGAAUAUAAUUAAAGUUUAUAAUUGAAUAUAAAUCAAAGUUUAUAAUUAAUAACACAUUAAAACUAAGGGUCUCUCCCUCUGCCCCCACCCCCCACCCCCAGUCUCAGUUAUCCUAGAAUAGCUUUGAACUUGACUUAUAACUAAGCAUGACUUUGAGCUUCUCAUCCUCUUGCCCCUAUAUCCUGAGGGCUGGGAUUUCGCACAUGAUCCGUCACACCUAGUCUGUGCAGUUGUAGGCAUUGAACCCUGGCACUCUGCUUUCUUUGAGCAAGCAUUCUGCAUCUGAGUUAUAUCUCCAGCCCCCAGACACGGAAAGAUUGAUACUGAAAACGAAACAAAACAAAAAACCUUACCCUAGUGCUGUGGUCUGAAAAAUGUCCUCCUAAAUUCAAAUGUUGAAAUUAAUGGCCAAUGUGAUAUAUAAGACUUAAAUCAAGCCUUGAAUGUGAAAAGAUUUACAGCUGUUAUCAGAGAGCUUAAGAUAAUGUGUUUGUGUUCUGUCUUGGCUCUGUCCUGUGAUGACCAAGCUGCCAUCUUGGUACAAAAGAGAGUUCUUAUGAGACUCCCAAGCCUAUGGGGCACAUUUGCUUUGAAAUCUCCACUUAACUGAACUAAACAACUGCCUGACACAAACCUCACAAAUUUCUGCUUCUUACAAACGCCAAUGCAAAUGGACUAAGACGCAGACUAUUUAUUUUUGUUACUUGUGCUUUGAAUUUUCGUGUCUAGGCUGAUAAAUCAGCCUGUGGGUGACUUUAGUUCAAGUGAGUUGCCUUGGUAUCCACCCCUUAUCUACCUCCAUGGCUCCACCAACCAGCAGGAAGUUCCAGCCACAUUUUUAAUGAAUACCUUAGAGUGUUUCAUUCUGUGCAAGCAUCAAAUUAUUGUAUCAUUACCACAUACAUUUUUGUUAUUAAAAAUAAAAGCACAAAAAUGUCAUGUGACCUUUGUAAUACCAUGUGUUUACCUUUUAUCUGAUAGUCAUAGACUGUUUAAAUCCUCUAAUCAUUUGCCUAGUAUGUGUAAGGUACCCUGGGCCUUCAGCAUCCCAUGCCUAAUACACACAACAUAUACACUCCUAUCUGAGGGCCAGACAGCGGAGCAUAGCGGUGUAAGCUCAGUGUGGGAGUGCCUGCUCAGUAUGUCAUACAAGGCCCUAAGCUUAAUUCCCAGCACUGCACAAACAAAAUGAAACAAAAUAUCUUUCUGCUAUCUUUUUCCAAUAAUUCACAAAUGUGUUCUGAAUUGCCUUUGCCUCACUGUGGCAAAGUGUCUGAAGAAAAAUCAGCUUAAAGGAAAGGGCUGUUUUGGCUUCCUGUCAGAGGGUUUUGGCUUGUGCUUGCUUGGCCCCAUUGCUUUUGAGUCUGAAGUGUAACAGGACACCAUAGCAAAGGGGUGUGGUUGAAGAGAUCUCUUCACUUCAUGGUGGCUGAGAAGCUGAGAGGUGAGAGGAAGACACAAACACCCUAGUACCCAGAGGUCAUGCUUCUAACCGCCUACCAGUCCUCACUUCUUCAAGCCCGCCUUACAAGCCUGCCUUACCUCCCACCGGCCCCACAAUGGGACAACCAAAUGUUUAAGAAUGGACUUUGGGGGAUAACACCAUAAACCAUAGUACGUAUGAGCAUAUAUAAAAGACAAAGAAUGCGUAGCAAAGAAUGUGCAUUUGGUUAAUUAUAUAAUGGGCACUCUCCUCUAUUUUAUGGCUGGGUAAGAACUUUCUGUGAAAAAUCCCACCAUGUGUGCUUGCUUGCUUGUUUCAUUAGUUGGGAGCAGGGAGGAGACAUUAGACCUUUUAGUGUAACUGUGUUUUAUUUAGUCAUUUCUCUCUUUCGUUUUCUAUGGUUUUGUUCUUUGUUUUGUCUUGUUGUUCUUUGUUUUGAACUCUUCUUUCAUACUUUACAUCAGGACUGUAGUUUCCUCCUCCCUCCCUCCCAGUCCCUUCCCCUCCCUUCUAGUCCCUUCCCCAGGAUCCACUUCUUUAUUUCCCUUUAGAAAAGUUCAGACCUCCCAGAGUUAUCAACCGAAUGUGACACAUCAAAUUGCAGUAUGACUUGGCACAACCCCACAUAUUAAUUCUACUCCUUCUUAAAGCAGUUUCGUUUGUGUAUUAUCCCAGAAAAUAACAUCUGUCUAGGUUAUCAAACUAAGAGUUAUGUAUGGCAUUCUCUUACACAUGAAGAUAAAGUUUUUCUAAUUAUAAUGCUUUCCCUUCUGUUUCUGAAACAAAUGCCAUGAUUUCUUCCUUCUCUACUAACGGAUUUUGUUUUCCAAAGAGUUUUUUCUUACACUUUCACAGAAAACAACAAACAAAAAUCUUCCUCUUUUCAUCCUUUUUUCCUUAUUGCCUGUAGUUUCUUAUCUAUAUUUUUUACAUUUUAGCUUUUUAAAUAGCUUCAUUGAAAUGUAUCUAUCUCCCAUUUCUUAAAACUCGUUUUAUAGCCAGGCAGUGGUGGUGCAUGCCUUAAGUCCCAGAGAGGCAGGCGGCUCUCUGAGUUAGAGCCAAGCCUAGUCUCCAUGGUUUUAGGACUCUAGAGAAAACAAGGAAACGCUGUCUAAAGAUUCCAAAGACCAAUCAGACAAACACACCAGCAGACAAAACUCAUCUUUUUAGUCUAUACCUGCCUUUCUAUAUCCCUGGAUUCAAGCAACUUCAGAUUGUCUUUUAAGCUCACAGUGUGGGCUAGAGAGAUGAGAUGGCUCAGUGGUUAAGAGCACUGACUGCUCUUCCAGAGGUCCUAAGUUCAAAUCCCAGCAACCACAUGGUAGCUCACAACCAUCUGUAAUGGGAAUCCUAUGCCCUCUUCUGGUUGUCUGUAGAUGGCUAUAGCGUACUCAUAUAAAAAUAAAUAAAUAAAUCUUUAAAAAAUUAAGCUCACAGUGGAUGUAUCAAACUGAAGUUAUUAAUGACUUUUCUAUUCUUAUCACUGUUAUCAAAGCAACACAUUCUAACUAAUAACUCUUGGGUAUUAUAAGUGACCCAGAGAUGACUUACGGUGUUUGAAGGUAUGUGUAAGUUAUGAACAAGUACACGUUCUUCUGAGUGUUUACUUCCUUUUCACGAUGAUGAAUAAUGCUACCACAAAUGCUCAUGUAUACAGUUUUAAAUUGGCAUAUAUUCUCAUUUCUCUUGGACAGCCUAUGAAAUGGGAUUGCUUUGUCAUAUCAUAAAUAACACUUUGAGUCUGGGCCUGAUUGUCCUCCAAAAUGGCGGCUCCAGGGUGUCUCCCUUUUGUCCUUGCUAGUUGUCUUUUUCCUUGAGAAGUCUUCAUCACUAAGAGGUGAUAUCUCUUGGCUGUGACUUGCGUUUCCAGAUGGAUUACCCAGUCAUAUGAGCACAUUCUUAAGUGUUUAUUGGUCACCUGUGUAUCAUCACUGGCAAAUGUCUGUUUAAUCCCUUCACUAGUUGUUAAAUGGGCUGUUUGUUUUUGUAUUAAGUAGUUGUAGAAGUCCUUCACAUAUGUGUAUAUAAGCUGCUCAUCAGAUAUGACUCUCAAAUACUCCCAUUUGGUGAUUCUCCUCUCCUUAUCUUGGUAUUAUUAUUCUCAGGGGGAAAAAAAGGAUCUCUUCAAUCUGUAAUGUGCCAAUAUUUGUGUGUGUGUGUGUGUGUGUGUGUGUGUGUGUGUCUGUCUGUCUGUCUGUCUGUCUGUCUGUCUGUCUCCUUUUGGGAUCAUUGCCUAACUGAGGACUAUAAACAUCAAUAAAAUGCUUUCUUCUGGGAGUUGUAUCAAGUUCUGUCUGUCAUUGCUUGUGUGUAAAAUUUUGCUUAUGGUGUGAGGAGGGGGCAGCUUUAUUCUUUUCUUUCUUAUUUUUUUUUUUUUUUGGACAGUGUUUUUCUAUGUAGCCUUGGCUGUCCUGGAAUUUGCUCUGUAGACCAGGUUGGCCUCAAACUUGGAGCUCUGCCUGCCUCCUGAAUGCUGGGAUUAAAGGUGUGUGUCACCACCUCAGGCCAGCUUCAUUCUUUUUCAUAUAGGUAGUUUUUAUUCUCAGCACUGUUAGAUCAUUUUUAAACCUUUUAAAAGUUUAUCUUAUGUCUAUAGCUUCAUAAGUAGCAUAAUUCAUUAUUCUCUCAGUCUUCAGUAAGUGUGCAGAAGGCUGUUAUUUCCUGAGUCUGAGUACCUGGGCACAUCUUGCAGGUUUAUGUCUGCUGUUGGUACACAUCUUUAGCCUCCUCUCUAUUGUUAAUAUCUAUUUUUGUUCCAGUCUAGUUAGUGAAUGUGGCUUGGGUUGUCAUUCAACAUAAUUUUACCAAAGAACGAUUCACUACAGGACCCCUUUCCCAACCUCAUAGAUGGCUUAUACCUGUUUCUUAUAUCCCACAGGACUCUGCUCUUGGUAUGUAUUCAGGAAAUUCAGGGAAUCUGAAUUUACAGAAUCUGGGUAUGGUGAUGCCCAGUUGUAAAUCCAGGGCAUGAGGCUGAGGCAAGCUGACAGUGAUUGAGUUCAAGACCAGCAAGGACUACAUAAUGAGAGCCUGACUUAAAAUAACAAACCGAAAUAGAGGGAUCUGAUCACCAGUUGAAUCCUGGCAUGGUGCUGCAAGUCUGUAAUCCCAGCACAUAGAAAGUAGACGCUGGCUUGUUUUACCUGGAGAACUCCCAGCUGUCUAGAGAUAAACAGCAAGACCCGAUAUCUCAAAGUACUUAUCUGUCUCCUUAAAAAGGCAUGUUCAUAGAUAGCAGAUCCACGCCCAGAGGAUAGCUAAGGUGAUUGAUGAGAUAACAGUCUCAGCCUGGCAUUUACCCACGUCUGCAUCCUCCUACCUAGUCGUUAUACCUACCUGCCUUGUAGGGCAGGAGAGAAGGCACAAGUGUUGCCAGGUCAGGCAGUUUGCCCAUUAGUCCCAUCAUUAAGACUCAGGGUGGCUACUGCACUUUCGUGGUGCCAGGCCCCACCUUAAAACCAACCUGCACUCCAAAGUGCCCGUGGCGUUUGUUUUGGGGAUGAUCAGAAAGAAACCCUUUGAUGUCUUCUCACAGUUUGGUAAAAUGCUGGUAGUAAGAGAUGUCUACACUGUGAACUGAAGAUCCUGUCUGACUGGCCCUUUUGGGUCUAGAAAUCAGGUAGUAAUGAGUGAUGACUGAAGGACGAGUUGGUUCUUAACUUGUGUAUGUUUCAGGUGUGAUUUCAAAAAAGAAAAAAAAAAAAACAAGACAUGGUCAUCUUUCCACUUUUGCUGGAGACCAUUUGCUCUCUGAGAGCCUGGAUUUGUGAAAUUGAGGGUGUGUGCUCUGGUAAAACCUGAGCAGAUUUCCAUGGCCUCUUUGCCUUUCUCUUAUGCAUAGAGAAGUCUGGUCUUGCAUUAAUUGAAAAUCAUUUUGAUUCUUUUCUCUGACACUCUCACUCUCUCUCUCUCUCUCUCUCUUUCACUCUCUCUCUCUCUUUCACUCUCUCCCCCCCCCCCCAGAAGUUGGGUGGGUGGGGAAAUUGGGAGGGGUAGUAUAUGAUUACAAAAUUAUCAUUCUUGUUAGGGAUAUUUUCCAUCCCAGUGAGGUCUGUUUUUCUCACUCUUUCGAAACUGGAAAGCUCUCUGUGAAUACGACUGCAUGAACAUUCCUUAUUUCACGAAGAGGACAGUUUGUAAUUCUGUUCCCUCUGGUGCAGCCUCUAUGUAACUUCAUUGCAACAGAGCAAUUUAAUUUGUACUGCACAAUUCAUUUUCUUGUGGAAAACUAAUAAAAUACAAAUUUUAGUUUCAGCGUGAAAUUGUGGCUGAAGGCUUUUGAGAGUUUUAUGUGAUCCCUUUCUGUCUAAUGACGGAGUGAUGUCAAGCGCUUACACACUUUAUGUACAAGGUUGAUAAGAAGAGCAUUCCCUAAGCUUUAUUACUCCAUCUAAAUGAAAAUGUAAACUGAUACUCUGCAUUCAGCACUUCAGACCUUCCCUGCCAAUGGAGUAGGCAGGAAUUCGGAAUGAAGGUUUAAAAAACGAACAAACAAAGCAAAAGCAUCUCACUUAUUCUGACAACUAGAGUGGUGCCCAGCCCAGGGCUCAGCAGUUAGCUGUUUGGAGGCCUAGAAAAGAUCCCAUUUUACAGGUUCUCCCUCAAAGUAAAGGCUGGGUGGUUUGUGCUGGGCUUAAAGGUGCAUGCCUUUGGGAGGCAAGGGCUGACAGAUCUCUGUGAAAUAUAGUGAGUUCUAGGAUAGCCAGAGAUAUACACCAAGCAAGCAAACAAAAGACAAAAAUCCAACCAACAGACAAAAACUAUUAGAGAUGCUUAGUAUGUGAUUGUCGUGAACAGUAAGAGCAUGAUAUGCAGUAACCCUCUUUUCCAUGUGGAUGGGCUGUAGACACGUGUCUGUCUUCCCAUGUGUAAAAUUUUAACAGAAAUGAUGAUAAAGAUGACACCGACCUUUGACCUCACACGCACACACAUGUGCACAGGUGUGAACACAUGCAUUCAUACUAUCAUGUACGAAUAAUGUACAAAAAGCUCCCAGCAUGGGUCAUCGAUGUUCAAAAGCAGGAGGAGAGAUGGCCUUAGAACACAGGCCUGAGGCCAGUGAGGAGUCUCAGAACUCUUAAGUGCCCACAGGAAGAAGAGUGCUAGAAAUACAAACUUGAGCAGCCGUUGUGGCCCAAGCAUAAGCCACAAAGAGAAACCCUGACUGAAAAACAAAAACAAAAGAAGUGCAGUCUUGCCACACCCUGGGUUGUUCAGGGAACAAAAGGUUACAUUACCCAGCACACAGUUACAGAUUCAUGAUUAGAAAUCUUUCCUCCUCUGCUCUGAGAUGCAGUUGAUCGUGAGUCCUAGGGAAAGUUCUGUUCUUUAGUUAAUCUGUCCAGCAGACUGCCCUCCAGCCCUUUCCAGCCCAGCUUUCAAAUGCUUUGCUGUCUGUUAGCUUUAGACCUCUCCAUCCAUGGUUUCCCAUCAUUCCUCAUCUGAAAGUUUUAGAUCCCCUUGUCUCCUGCCCAUCAUCAUCCCCCCCCCCCCCCCCCCCGAGCUGGGGACCGAACCCAGGGCCUUGUGCUUGCUAGGCAAGCGCUCUACCACUGAGCUAAAUCCCCAACCCCUCUGCCCAUUCUUCAGUACUUAAUUCUUGACCGCCCCUUGCAUGUGAGUGUGGAGCUGGGGAAAUGUGGGUGGUGGGUCACAGGCACACCCUGUAGUGAGAUCACUGCCAGUAGGAAAUGUUUACUCUCCACGAGUCUCACAGCACUGUUUCCUACUCCUGGAGCUGAGGUGAGGAUGCUGAGCUGCGAAUAGGGCUGAGAUCAACCCCCUGAGUCUGAGGGGUAGGGAGAUGACUUAGUCAAGUGCUCACUGCACAAGGAGGAGGACCUGAGGUCCCCAGCUCCCUUUCAAAAGCCACAUGCAGGUGUAUGCAGCUUUAAUGCCAGGGUUUAGCAGGCAGAGGUAAAGGCAGCCCAAGGGGUUCGCUGGUCAGUUAGUCUAGCUGGACACACAGUGAACUCCAGGUCAGCGGGAGACCUGCCUCAAAAGUUACUCUACAGAAAUGAUUGAAGAAGGCACCUCACAAACACCUGUGCCCAUGAAAAACACACACACACACACACACACACACACACACACAUACCCCACACCACACACCACACACCACACACGGGGCAGGGGAGUAAAUUUGAAUACAAAGUGAUAAACCCCAAGUGCUUCGUUCUAAAUGGGAUUCUGUCUUUAAUAUUUUUUCCUAGUCAGCUGCUUGAAGGGGAAUCCUUCAAAGUCUCAUUCUCAGCAUCUCCAUCAUCUUUAACUCCAAGAAAACAGUUAUUUCAAGUAUAAGAAUUAUCUCUGUGAAAUCUCUUUCAAAGUUAGGAGAAAGGCCGAGGGGACUUGGGAGACUCUUGUCCCCGUUCUUGAGAAUCACCCUCCUUUCCUUACCAUACCCCCAAGCCCUCACCCCAUCUGUCCACUCAGCUGCUAGUCCUUAGCAAAUGGGGCAACCCGAUUUCCCGCCUUUCCUUGGCCAAGAGCUCCCUAGGACCAAUCGGGUGGUGGGGACUUGACAUGUCCUGGUAGGGGAGCGAGCUGGGUCCCGCCCCCUCCCGCCCCCUUCACAGGUGCAGCCCUAAUCCCCCCUGGCCUAGAUAUCCGGCAGCCUCUGAGAACCCGGGCUCUGUGAUGUAAUGCGCUUUUUUCACACUCCCGGCUUAAAUACAGAUGGAAAUUGUUGUCAUGUGUUAGAAAUGUCGCCAGUGAUAUAAAAGGCGCAAGCUUGAGCAUCUUCUCUCCCUUCUCGCAUAUCAGCUGCUCCUCCAGCCAGAGCCUGUGCCCUGGAAAACCCACUCAGUGGUCAGGUGGCCGAGGAGCCCCUUAGCUAGCUUAGGAAGGGGUUCAGAUCCCACUCCCCACCCCCGCCUCUCCUUACAGCCGCUGCGGAGCCGAAGACCAGCGUGGUGGGAGGCUCUUUCGGGCGCACAAAAGGAAGGAUUAAUCUUGGCGAUUGGCUGGGCUUUUGCAGGCACAACCCGGUCUCCCAGAGAAGGAGAAGUGCCUGGCGUCGAUUACAGCUUUCUGACUGUGAAGGAGUUCCUGGACCUCGAGCAGAGUGGGACCCUGUUGGAAGUCGGCACCUAUGAAGGAAACUAUUAUGGGACACCCAAACCUCCCAGCCAGCCAGUCAGUGGGAAAGUGAUCACGACGGAUGCCUUGCACAGCCUUCAGUCUGGCUCCAAGCAGUCGACCCCUAAGCGAACAAAAUCCUACAAUGAUAUGCAAAAUGCUGGCAUAGUCCACACGGAGAAUGAGGAAGAGGAGGAUGUUCCUGAAAUGAACAGUAGCUUCACAGCCGACUCUGGAGACCAGGACGAGCCCACUCUCCAAGAAGCGACGCUCCCGCCUGUGAAUAGUAGCGCCCUUGCUGCUCCCAUCACGGACCCUUCUCAGAAGUUCCCUCAGUACCUACCUCUUUCUGCAGAGGAUAAUUUAGGUCCUCUACCUGAAAACUGGGAGAUGGCCUAUACUGAAAAUGGAGAAGUCUAUUUUAUAGACCACAACACGAAAACAACAUCAUGGUUAGACCCUCGGUGCCUGAACAAACAGCAGAAGCCUCUGGAAGAAUGUGAAGAUGAUGAAGGGGUACACACCGAGGAGCUGGACAGUGAACUAGAGCUGCCUGCUGGCUGGGAAAAGAUUGAAGACCCUGUCUACGGUGUCUACUAUGUAGACCACAUCAACAGGAAGACGCAAUAUGAAAACCCAGUCCUAGAAGCCAAAAGGAAGAGACAGCUUGAACAACAGCAGCAGCAGCAGCAGCACCAGCAGCAGCCGCAGCAGCCUCAGCCACCGCAGCCAGAAGAGUGGACAGAAGAUCAUGCAUCUGUUGUGCCUCCUGUUGCUCCUUCCCAUCCCCCAAGCAACCCGGAGCCAGCCAGGGAAGCUCCACUUCAGGGCAAACCUUUUUUUACAAGAAACCCUUCUGAGCUGAAAGGCAAGUUCAUUCACACAAAGCUACGGAAAAGCAGUCGAGGCUUUGGCUUCACGGUGGUUGGAGGGGACGAACCUGAUGAGUUCCUGCAGAUCAAGAGCCUUGUCCUAGAUGGUCCUGCUGCACUGGAUGGCAAGAUGGAGACAGGAGAUGUAAUCGUCAGUGUGAAUGACACCUGUGUUUUGGGACACACACAUGCUCAAGUUGUGAAAAUUUUCCAGUCCAUUCCCAUUGGUGCCAGUGUGGACCUUGAACUCUGCAGAGGUUAUCCAUUGCCUUUUGACCCGGAUGACCCUAACACAAGUUUAGUGACCUCGGUGGCCAUUUUGGACAAAGAACCAAUAAUUGUAAACGGACAAGAGACCUAUGAUUCACCAGCAAGCCACAGUAGUAAAACGGGCAAAGUCAGCAACAUGAAGGAUGCCAGGCCAAGCAGCCCCGCAGACGUGGCUUCCAACAGUUCUCAUGGGUAUCCCAACGACACAGUCUCCUUGGCUUCCUCCAUAGCCACCCAGCCAGAGCUAAUAACCGUUCACAUAGUCAAAGGGCCAAUGGGAUUUGGCUUUACGAUCGCAGAUAGUCCCGGUGGGGGUGGCCAAAGAGUGAAGCAGAUUGUUGACAGUCCGCGCUGCAGAGGCCUCAAAGAAGGGGAUCUGAUUGUGGAGGUGAAUAAGAGGAACGUGCAGGCCCUGACGCACAAUCAAGUCGUGGAUAUGCUGAUUGAGUGUCCAAAGGGAAGUGAGGUCACACUGUUGGUGCAGCGAGGAGGGCUACCAGUUCCCAAGAAGAGUCCAAAGUCGCCACUGGAGAGGAAAGACAGCCAGAACAGCUCCCAGCACAGUGUGUCCAGCCUCCGGAGCCUGCACACAGCUUCCCCGAGCCACAGUGCACAGGUGCUCCCUGAGUACCCACCUGCAGACGUCCCUGCUCCAGAUCAGACCGACAGCUCUGGGCAGAAAAAGCCAGAUCCCUUUAAAAUCUGGGCCCAGUCGAGGAGCAUGUAUGAAAACCGACCUAUGUCACCUUCGCCUGCGUCAGGACUGAGCAAGGGUGAAAGAGACAGAGAGAUCAAUUCCACGAAUUUUGGAGAAUGUCAGAUUCCAGAUUACCAGGAGCAGGACAUCUUCCUCUGGAGAAAAGAGACCGGUUUUGGAUUUAGGAUUCUGGGUGGAAAUGAGCCAGGGGAACCCAUUUAUAUCGGUCACAUCGUACCACUGGGUGCUGCUGACACAGACGGCCGCCUGAGGUCUGGAGAUGAAUUAAUCUGUGUGGAUGGGACACCAGUAAUUGGGAAAUCACACCAGCUCGUGGUCCAGCUUAUGCAACAAGCUGCCAAGCAAGGCCACGUCAAUCUCACAGUGAGGCGUAAAGUGGUGUUUACGGUCCCCAAAGCAGAGAACGAGGUGCCCUCACCAGCCUCAUCGCACCACAGUAGCAACCAGCCAGCGUCCCUGACGGAAGAGAAGCGCACACCGCAGGGCAGCCAGAACUCGCUGAACACCGUGAGCUCAGGCAGCGGCAGCACCAGCGGCAUUGGCAGUGGUGGUGGCGGAGGCAGCGGCGUGGUGAGCGCUGUGCUGCAGCCAUAUGAUGUGGAGAUUCGGCGUGGGGAGAACGAGGGCUUUGGGUUUGUCAUCGUGUCCUCCGUGAGCAGGCCUGAAGCGGGCACCACCUUCGCAGGCAAUGCAUGUGUGGCUAUGCCUCACAAAAUAGGUCGGAUUAUUGAGGGGAGCCCUGCUGACCGCUGUGGCAAGCUGAAAGUAGGAGACCGGAUCUUGGCGGUAAAUGGAUGUUCCAUCACCAACAAAUCCCAUUCUGACAUUGUCAACCUAAUCAAAGAAGCAGGCAACACAGUGACUCUCCGCAUCAUCCCCGGGGAUGAGUCCUCCAAUGCCACACUGCUGACUAAUGCGGAGAAGAUUGCCACCAUCACCACCACUCAUGCCCCCUCACAACAGGGGACCCAGGAAACAAGGACCACCACCAAACCAAAGCCGGAUUCUCAGUUUGAGUUCAAAGGACCGCAGGCUACACAGGAGCAAGAUUUUUACACUGUGGAAUUGGAAAGAGGAGCCAAGGGAUUUGGCUUUAGUCUUCGAGGAGGGCGAGAGUAUAACAUGGACCUUUAUGUUCUGCGCUUAGCAGAGGAUGGUCCUGCAGAAAGAUGCGGAAAGAUGAGGAUUGGCGAUGAAAUUCUAGAGAUCAAUGGUGAGACCACCAAAAACAUGAAACACUCUCGGGCCAUAGAACUGAUCAAGAAUGGCGGCCGCAGAGUCCGUCUGUUUCUGAGGCGGGGAGACGGCUCGGUCCCAGAAUAUGCGAUGAUCCCUCCUAAUAUCGCUGCAUGUAUGAGAAAUGAAAAGUUCGGGGAGGCUUGCUUCUACCUUAUGGGCCAUAAUCAAACUACGACCCCAGCAGCGACAGGAACGGCCCCUCCACCGGUGCACAAGGUGUUCCGGAAGUGAGGCUGGGGCCACCGGACCACAGAUCACAUCCAGCCUUGGAGUCCAGUUACCCACCCGAUCUUCACAAAUCAUCACAACAUGCCGAAAAGCGAGCACACGCGAAGGAUCCGAAAGGCAACAGGGAGCACAGCGGACAGCCCAACGAACAUCACACUUGGAACGGAACUUCUAGAAAACCCGACAGUGGGGCAUGCCGGCCCAAAGACCGGCCACCCGACACAUGGAGAGAGGCGCAGCCGGAAUGGACAGCCACCAAUGGCCCAAAGAGGAGGUCUCCGGAGAAGCGCAGGGAAGGCACCCGCAGUGCUGACAACACUUUGGAAAGAAGGGAGAAGCAUGAGAAGAGAAGAGAGAUGUCUCCUGAGAGGAAGCGAGAGCGGUCACCCACCCGGAGAAAAGACAGCUCCCCGAGCCGCCGGCGGAGGUCCCUCGAAAGACUCCUGGAUCAAAGAAGGUCCCCAGAGCGCAGAAGAGGGGGCUCGCCCGAGAGGAGAGCAAAGUCCACCGACAGGAGGAGGGCCAGGUCCCCAGAGCGCAGGCGAGAGCGGUCACUGGACAAAAGGAACCGAGACGACAAAGUUGGCCACCGAGAAAGGGAGGAGGCUGGUCUGAAGCUGGAAGCCGGGAGAAGCCCCAGAAAUCCCCCAGAGCAGAGAAGGCGGCCUUACAAAGAAUGUAGCACCGACCUCAGCAUCUGAGACUCAGAGCAUUGCAACCUUUACCGUGUCAAAGGUUCUAAGAGGAAGGUCGCAAAAUGAAAUAAUUUAGUUUCUUACCUGAGGAAGCAUCUGACACCUGGUAGUCCUAAGAACAGUAACAGACAUUUUAUGCAUCUGAAAUCUUAUAAGGAAAAAAAUAUAUAUGAAAAGUCUUGUGCCUGAUGUAUAAUAUUAAAGAAAGUAUUUUUAAAUGCAUACUUUUUUUUUUGAAAAUUAUUUGCCAAAAUACUGGCCCAAAGGGAUAUAUACAUUUUGUUUCUUCACAAGCUAUAGAGUUGUUCCUUCUUUGGGGCAAACUCUUUCUCUCCUAAAUAAACGGGGCUGUUGGUCAUGUCCUAUAAGUAAAUGCAGUUAAAUUUAACUCAGUAUAAACUGUUUCGAAGUGACGUAGUGCUAUACUGUAAGCCCCUGUUUUUCUGAAAAGCAGAACACAGAAAUAUACAGACUGAGGAUCUUUUAGGAUGGAUUAGGGUGGCCAUUGAGCCUAAAAUUCAGCCAACUAUGGGACAAGAAUACUACUGCAAAUGAAGGAUAUUUAUGACUACAGUGCAUGGCACUAAGAAACCUUAUGAUCUUGAGGUAUAAUUGGUAUAGUCAAAGAACGGUUUGUGCUCUCCCUGGCCCAGAAAGGUGCAGAAACAAGAAGGUUGGCUGCCAUUAACCAAACCCAGCCUUAGCUGAGACGAUCAGGUUCACCAGGUUCCACCACAGAAUACAUCUCACCUGCAGCAGCGCCCAUUGCAAAGUGUCAGCCUCUGGGCAGAGCAGACAAGCUCCUUCUGGGUUGUCUGGUCCAGUUUGAAGCUGAGUAGAUGGAAUGUAGGACCCGUACCUCUGGGAUGAGGGAGAUGUAAAUGUCUCCCACAUGCAAAGAGUACCCUCCCCCCACUAUUUAGCAUAAGCCCCUGCUUGCCCUCUGCCCAGUGGGAGCAGAGGAGUGAACUUUGGUGGUGGAAACCUGUCACGAUAUUUUAAAAGUAUUGGGGCUGCAUAUUCCUGGAAUAGUUGAUCACACACUUUGAAACCAUAAUCCAAGUCCUAAGGAUUGAUUGAAAGGGAAGGAAGAACAUGAUGACGCCUGUGGGUCUUGAUCUGUCUGCUGGGAAAUGACCCUAUCCCUUGUGUUUGGGGACAGCGAAGGAAAAUGUAAUGGUUUUUCUUGCUGAAAUAGACCCAUUUUCUGAACCUCAGAAGGUGUGGUUGGGUCAGUUGUAGCCCUGAGAUGUGGUUUAAAUGGAUUACUGCCUAGCUGAGCCAAAGCGUUUGCUUGUAUCUGUUGGACCACUGCAGCAAACCCUGCUGACAGAGCAUUUGUAUUUCUGUAGUACUGUUUUGCAUUUUCCAUUCAGACACAGAACUGUGCAAGUCAAUCACUGUUGAUUCCCGUGGUACUGUAAUAAGGGAGGGGCGAAAAAAAAAAUAGAAAAGAAAACCAGCCAAUCAUUGUACGUAGAGUUUAAAAUUGUAAUUAAUAGAGCCUCUUUGGAAGAAAAAAAUAAAACAACUGUUGCCUUUUUUUGUAUAAAAGAGAAUUUAUGACAGAAGUCUAGCUGUGAGGAAUGUGAUACGUGUCUAUAUUUCUGAAUAUGAACAGAUUGAUUCUUGGGGAUAUACUUUAUUGUAAAUCAGGUAUGUAAAGUUGUUUUAAAGUGGGACAUUAUAUAAGUAAUCGUCACAGCUUUCAUUUGUUAGGGCUGUUGUUUCUCCGUGGAGAGACUGCUCAUUUGCACUCUCUGUUCACUUAUUUCUUGCCUCACGCUCCCUCUGUGUUGAUGAAAAGCAAUGUGUGGGCCAUUCCUUUUAUAAAACACUAUGCACAUAUAAA
Messenger RNA from Rattus norvegicus (Norway rat), 34832 nucleotides. NCBI's taxonomy places the organism in Eukaryota, Metazoa, Chordata, Mammalia, Rodentia, Muridae. The record is from RefSeq and is a predicted model, not a curated record.